This is a messenger RNA of Lucilia cuprina (Australian sheep blowfly), 1281 nucleotides long. RefSeq names its product serine protease grass-like. The transcript has 7 exons. The coding region runs from base 76 to 1197 and encodes 373 amino acids. Gene Ontology annotation, molecular function: serine-type endopeptidase activity. Gene Ontology annotation, biological process: proteolysis. The record is from RefSeq and is a predicted model, not a curated record. Lineage: Eukaryota; Metazoa; Arthropoda; Insecta; Diptera; Calliphoridae.
UAUAUAAAUUAAUCUCUUUUAAUAAGAAGUUUUAAAUCACUCAACGGAGGAAUACCAGCACAUAUAUUUUGAAAAAUGUUUUACGAUUUUCUAAUAAUAAUUCCUUUACUGUGGACAAUUGCAGAAGGACAAUAUGGAACUAAUUGUUUACUACCCAAUCAUCAAAUUGGCCAAUGUAUGCCUUUGAAAUCUUGUAAAACAACAUAUAGAAUAGUUAAUAAUAUUCUUUAUAAUGGUGGUAGAAUUAGCAAUGCUGAUCGAGAAAAGCUUUGGAGUCUAAAAUGUGGAACUAUGAGAAAUAGUUACUUGGUAUGCUGUGAAGAGUCUGAAAUUCAAUUAAAUCCUCUUGGUAUAAAUUUACUAACAAGUAAUUCUUGCGGAAUAGAAAACAUAAAUAGAGUAUCUUUUGGUAGAGAUGCUAAAUUAUAUGGUUUUCCUUGGAUGGCUUUGUUAAAGUACGAUGAUCCAAUAAAGCCAUUCAAAUGUGGAGGAACUUUAAUAAGUGAUCAAUAUGUUUUAACUGCAGCUCACUGUAUUAAUGAAACCUUAAAACCACUUAUCUGCAUAUACAAUUACAUAUAUUUCAGUAUAGCAGUAAGACUUGGAGAACAUCGUAUUAGCACCGAAAUAGACUGUGAAAACUUGGGAAGAAAAACUAUUUGUUCACAACCCGCCGAAGAUAUUGGCAUUGAAGAAAUUAUAAAACAUGAGAAUUAUUCAAAAAAUUAUGUAUAUCAUGAUAUUGCAUUACUGCGUCUUAAUAGAAAAGUUCGCAUACAACAACACAUUAAAACUAUCUGCUUGCCAAUAUACGACAAUUUGAGAACAAAACAAUAUGAUAAGUAUGUCAUAUCCGGAUGGGGAGCAACAGAAAGAGAUUUGUUAUCCGAUGUUCUUCAGGUUGCAGUUGUAUCAAAUUUAAAUCAGGGAGUAUGUCAAACACAAUUAAGAACGUUUCGUUUUCGCCAGAUUAUAACAAGGGGUCAAAUUUGUGCAGGUGGUGAAAAUUUGACUGACACCUGUAAAGGAGAUUCUGGUGGACCUUUGGGUUUUAAAGACUUUUAUGACGGCAAGCCUAGGUUUAUACAAUUCGGAAUUGUAAGUUCUGGUACUACAGGCUGUGGCCGUAUAAUAUCACCAUCUAUAUAUACAAAUGUCGCGCACUAUAUACAAUGGAUAACGGAUAAUAUGUACUGAAACAUAUAAUAGUGUGCAAUUGAUAAACUUUUAUACAUUUGAAUUUACAUAAAUGUUGAAAUAAAGAAGAUUACCUUUACUAAA